Drosophila innubila is the source of this 1415-nucleotide messenger RNA. RefSeq names its product lipase 1. NCBI's taxonomy places the organism in Eukaryota, Metazoa, Arthropoda, Insecta, Diptera, Drosophilidae. Bases 1 to 1239 code for a protein of 412 amino acids. Gene Ontology annotation, biological process: lipid metabolic process. The record is from RefSeq and is a predicted model, not a curated record. The transcript is spliced from 6 exons. Gene Ontology annotation, molecular function: hydrolase activity, acting on ester bonds.
AUGACGCGCUGCAUCAUUGGAGCGGCUGUUGCCAUUGUGAUUGGCCUGAGCUAUGUCCAGUCGGAGGAGCGGAACAAAUGGACAACGGCAAGUGAUCUUGACUGGCUGCAACAAUUGAACUACAGCCACGAGCUGCACAAUGUGACCACCGUCGAUGGCUACCAGCUGCAGUUGCAGCGUCUGCCACAAGUUGGGGCACGUCCCGUGCUGCUGGUGCACGGACUGUUGGGCUCAUCUCUGGGUUGGGUUUGCCUGGGACCAGAGAAGAGUUUAGCAUUUCAGUUGCAUCAACGGAAUUACGAUGUGUGGCUAGCGAAUCUGCGUGGCAUGUCGCCCUAUGGCAGACAUCACCUCGAGCUCACCGACGUCAUGACUGAAUUCUGGCACUAUAGUUUUCACGAGCAUGGCGCAUAUGAUUUACCCGCUAUAAUUGACCACAUUGUGAAGCUUACAACCCGCAAGGGACUCCACAAAGAGGGUGAAGUAGGAGAGGAGGCAAGUCAGCAAUCGCUGGAAGCACAGCGAGUUUUACUAAUUGGACAUUCGCAGGCUUUCAAUGCUUUCCUCGUGUUGUGCUCGUUGCAUCCGCGCUUCAAUCAACACAUCCUCCUCAUGCAGGCGAUGGCACCUCUUGCUCGGCUCCAUCGUCAGGUGCGUUUCGAUCACACACACGUGCGUGCCAUAAUGAAAUUUGUCAAGAAACGACAAAAGGCGAAUAAAUUGGAAUUAUUUCCACCCGGUGAGUUGCGAAAGAUGUGUCGCAAAAAGAAGGAACUUUGUGAAUAUUAUACAAAGAAUUUGGUCGGUAGUUCGCAAAGUAAUAAAAAGUUACUUGAUAUCUUCAACUAUGAUUAUCUGCUGCAGGGAGGAUCCGCUCGAGAAUUGCAGCAUUUACAGCAGAUCUGGAAAUCGGGAGACUUUAUUGCCUAUGAUUAUGGACCGAUUGAGAAUGUGCAAAUCUAUCAUGGCAUCGAGGCAUUGUCCUAUAAUCUUACCCUGAUCACUGUACCGAUAAUACUGUACUUUGGGGAGACAGACGCCAUUGCCACGCCCCAGGGCGUACAUGAUAUAUAUGCAAGAAUGCUGAGUUCAGUGCGUAGUGUACGUCGAAUUGCAUCCGCAAAGUUCAAUCAUUUUGAUUUCCUGCUUUCUUCAGAGGUCAAGUCGCUGGUUAAUGACAAACUGAUCGAGUUAAUGGAAAAGUUUCUUAAGGGCAAAUUACCGUACGUAAUUGAAUAAGGUAGAGGAGCAGCGGUUGGUGUUGGUGGUGCUAACUAAGUAAUUGGGUUCCCCAAAGCUCACAUCAAAGGCACCCAUUGAAGCUCAUUAAAAGUGCGAGGCAGGCGAAAUGUUUUAUUUGUCUUGGCAGCCGGCCAAAUGGCAAUUAUGUAAUCGGAUUGCCGUUGGCCAAACCA